Messenger RNA from Acanthoscelides obtectus, 1189 nucleotides. Lineage: Eukaryota; Metazoa; Arthropoda; Insecta; Coleoptera; Chrysomelidae. The record is from the annotation of a GenBank genome assembly.
CCUUAGGCAUAUUUAUGUAACAACUGUUUCUGAGGGAGUGUCACAAUACUAAAAAUAUUCUUUUCAUUUAAAAAAUUGUAGGGGUGAAAUCAGAACCAGAAGAAUUCGAAGAAGAGGCAGUGGUAGUCGAAGAGCAUCCCUUAGAAAUAGCAAGAAAUGAGAGAAUAUACAAUCAGCAGGUCUAUACUUCUAAGAUAGUCGAGACGUUGUAUUCCUGCAAUAACUGUCAAAAACAGUUUUCUUCACAAGCAGGCUUCCGUUCUCAUAAGCAGUUUGAUUGUGAGAAGACUAAGCUGUUUAGAUGUCCCUAUUGCUUCUACGCUGCAUUCCAUAUAGGAAAACUGCCACCACCUAAAGUCGUCACGAUUCAAACUACACCAAUAGCAACAAAACCUGCAAGUACUAAACCACUGGUUAAAAUCCUAAAGGUGGAAGACUUAAAAAACGUAGACAUAGUGGAGCGAAUCAAAAAAGACCUAGGCCAACAGAUGUUUCUGUCUAAACGGGACACCCCUAAAAUUAUCGGUGAGGUGACAUUGAAAAAGGAAAAGAAGGAUCCGGAAAUCCAGAGACCACCCAUAGAAGAAAACCCACCUUUAGUAGCGAGUACUUCUGGAGAAAAAAUGAAACUUAGAUCGUCCAAAAACGACAUAGCGAAUGAAAGAAUGAGGCGAUUCCUGAAAUUGACUACAAGUGACCUCAAACCACCACCGAAAAAACAAUUUAAAUGCGAGCUACCAUGGCCCAAUGUUAAGAAACCAGUUGACACGAUCAGAUGUCACAAGUGCGGUGUGCUGUACCAGAGAGGGAUUUUGGUGUCUCAUAUUAAAGUGUGCAAAGGACAGUUGCCCAAGUGCAAGUACUCAUGUGCUCAGUGCAGUUUCUCUAACACAUCCUAUAGUGAGUUGGCGUCUCAUGUCAAAGCAGAACAUUCUAAGAAAACAAAAUGAAUUCAACUUAUGUCGAUGUGUAACUUCAUUCAAAUACAGUUGUUUCGUCAUAUUUAAUCUCAUUUAUUUCUUUGAUAUUACCACUACUACUAUUGCUGCUACAACUACAACUACUAUUAUUUCUGACAGAGGAAAGCUUUUCCUGUUCCAAGCGCGGGAUUCUCAAAAAAUGCUCACUAAAACCCUGCAGUCGUUCGCUGCACGUCCUACCACAGUAAUGCUUGGAGCAUUUUGUCAUG